This is a messenger RNA of Rana temporaria (common frog), 1949 nucleotides long. RefSeq names its product cytochrome P450 11B, mitochondrial. The record is from RefSeq and is a predicted model, not a curated record. Bases 229 to 1782 code for a protein of 517 amino acids. Lineage: Eukaryota; Metazoa; Chordata; Amphibia; Anura; Ranidae. Gene Ontology annotation, biological process: cellular response to peptide hormone stimulus; C21-steroid hormone biosynthetic process; glucocorticoid biosynthetic process. Gene Ontology annotation, molecular function: iron ion binding; heme binding; monooxygenase activity. The transcript is spliced from 9 exons. Gene Ontology annotation, cellular component: mitochondrial inner membrane.
ACUGAUAACUUGUGUAUAUACAUCAGUCUGGGAGUCCGGAGACCGGCGUCUGGCUGGGACUCUAUACUGGGAGAGUGGAACACCGAGAGCUCUGCUCCGAUAUUCCAGCACCGAUCCCUCCGAGAUAUUCCGAGUUCCGAUCAAUGAUUGGAUGGAGUGAUGACAAGGCGUGACAUCUGAGGAAGGGAAGAUCACGUCACAUACAGAGAACAUACAGACCCUUCAGCCAUGUUGGAGAAGACAGCUGCUCGUCAGAUUGGGUCGUGUUUGAUGAGGUGUCGUACUUUGGACCCUACAAGUCCCCUGUGGACCGGGUUCUCCAGGUUGUCCACGGCCCCCCUCAUCCAUGAGGCCAGGGAAGACGCUUCGCUGGCCAGUCAGACUCUGCCCUUCGAGGCCAUUCCAACCACCGGACGCAGCGCCUGGUUCAACCUCUUCCAGUUCUGGAGGAAGAACAGCUUCCAGCGCAUGCACCUCGCCAUGGAGGAGAACUUCCAGAACCUGGGGCCCAUCUACAGGGAGAAGUUGGGGACGCACAGCAGUGUGAAUAUCAUGCUUCCCCAGGAUGUGGCGCGACUCUUCCAGUCUGAGGGCGUCUUCCCACGGAGGAUGACCAUGGAGGCCUGGUCCAAGCACAGAGAACUACGCAACCACAAGCAGGGAGUCUUCCUACUUAACGGCGAGGGCUGGCGUUCUGACCGAAUUAUCCUGAACAAAGAGGUCCUCAGUCUCGCCGGGGUGAAGAAGUUCCUCCCCUUCCUGGACGAAGCCGCCGCCGACUUUGUGACCUUCAUGAAGAAACGGAUGAGCAAAAAUGCCAGAGGGUCGCUGACCGUGGACCUGUACGCCGACCUCUUCCGAUUCACCCUCGAAGCCAGCAGCUACGUGUUGUAUGGACAGCGCCUUGGACUCCUGGAAGAACAUCCCAACGCCGACGCUCUGCGUUUUAUCACCGCGGUGGAGACUGUGCUAAGGACCACUCUGCCAUUAUUGUAUUACCCCCACCAGAUCCUACAACUCUUCCAGACCCGCCUAUGGAAUGACCACAUGCAUGCCUGGGAUGUCAUAUUCGAGCAAGCCGAUCGUUGUAUCCAGAACAUCUACCAGGAGUACUGUCUGGGUCAGGAGAGAGGAUACUCGGGAAUAAUGGCUGAGCUUCUUCUACAAGCCGAGCUUCCACUUGACUCCAUAAAGGCCAAUGUCACCGAACUGAUGGCGGGAGGAGUGGACACGACGGCCAUGCCAUUGCUCUUCACUCUCUUUGAGUUGGCUCGGAACCCCUCUGUGCAGAGACAGUUGCGGGAAGAGAUUCGGAAAGCAGAGGCCCAAAACCCCAAUGACCUGAACCAAGUCCUGAACUCCUUGCCUCUUCUGAAAGGAGCAAUCAAAGAGACCCUUCGGUUGUAUCCGGUGGGGAUCACCGUCCAGAGGCAUCUGACCAAGGACAUCGUUCUGCACAACUACCACAUUCCUGCAGGGACUCUGGUCCAGGCUGGAUUGUACCCCAUGGGGCGGAGUCCCCUCGUCUUCGAGGACGCCCUGCGCUAUGACCCCGCGCGCUGGCUGAGACGGGAUGACACCAACUUCAAGGCGUUGGCGUUCGGCUUUGGGUCCCGGCAGUGUAUUGGACGCAGGAUCGCUGAGACAGAGAUUACCCUUUUCCUGAUGCAUAUGUUGAAGAAUUUCCAGAUAGACACGGUGAGCAAAGACGACCUGAAGACGGUGUUUGCAUUUAUCCUAACGCCAGAGAAGCCGCCUCUUCUCACCUUCAGACCGAUCUAACAUCAGGAGCCCCUCAUCUCCCGACGCUGGAGGCCAAUCCCAGCUUUAUCCAGCCUGCAGUACAGAUUGUGAGCUCUUGUGGGCAAGGCGUGUUCUUUUUAUUAUGUAUAUGGAAUGAUGUUUACCGCCAGUGCAACUGAGAUUUAUAAUAAACUUUGUAUGACAAA